Messenger RNA from Plectropomus leopardus (leopard coralgrouper), 4351 nucleotides. Its product is annotated as KN motif and ankyrin repeat domains 1-like. Gene Ontology annotation, cellular component: cytoplasm; cytoskeleton. The record is from RefSeq and is a predicted model, not a curated record. Lineage: Eukaryota; Metazoa; Chordata; Actinopteri; Perciformes; Serranidae. Gene Ontology annotation, biological process: negative regulation of actin filament polymerization. Gene Ontology annotation, molecular function: protein binding.
AUGGCUCAAGGAAGUUACAUCUUGAGAAAUGUAUCAGCUCAAAGCACAGAAGAGUGUGUUCCUAACUAUCUGGGGAUUGACUACAGCUAUCAGUCGAACUUGGACUACCUCAAUUGUGUGGACAGUUUCCGAAAAGGUAGCACCAUUAAGCGGCUAAGCCUUAAGAAGAGGCCCAGAGUGGCCGUCAACAAUGUGGAAAAAACACAGAGUGGCAUUUCCUCCAGCCAGUGGCAUUCUGCAGAAUCCUUAUCAUCACCUGGCAGUGAUGAUACAAGAUUACUGGGCAUGUCUUCUACAACUAGAGGUCGCCCUCCUCUUCCUCCACCACAUGGAUCCUCAUUGGAUAACAAACACACCAGAAAUGAAGGACCAGCAACCUCUCCGAUACUUAAUGAGACAAAGCCUCAACCUGCUGCAAGAUCUUUACAAAGACAAAGCCCCGUGGUGGAAAAGACCAUAAUGGAGACCCUUAAACACUUGGAUCAGGAGGUAACGAGCCAGCCUCCACCUCAACCCCAUCCUCGUCGUCGACUGGCCAGCUUCGGAGGGGUAAGCUCUCAUGGGUCACUCUCCCCCUUCACUGGCCUGGGUGCAUAUAAUCAGAACAACAAUGGGAACAGACCUACUGGCACAGGGAGUGACAUACAUCUCAAUCUCACCUCGUCCCUGGGCAGUAGAGGCAGCACAGGAUGCCUUAGGCUGAGCCCACAGAGCUCUGGUAGAACCACCCCAGUUACAGGUCUCGGCCCCACUCACCUGCAGCAGGUCCGUGACCAGAUGGUGGUAGCUCUGCAGAGGCUAAAGGAACUGGAGGAACAGGUGACAAUCAUUCCUAUCCUCCAGGUGAAAAUUUCAGUCCUUCAGGAGGAAAAGAGGCAGCUGAUCUCUCAGCUCAAGAAACAUGGUGACAAUGAGGACAUAAAUGAUGAAAUCUGGAAGAGAGCAUAUUGCAUGGAAAAGUCUGACAUGGAGAACAAAGUGAAUACGGAGGAAAAACUUGAGGGCAUAGUGAAAAGUGACUGCACAAGCCUCAGGGAGUUCAGGCAACUUACUGAAGAGAUGCAGGCACUGGAAAGAACCAUCAAGGGCAGACAAUUGCAAGCAUGGCAUGGAACAGGUCCUCUGCAUGAUAAGGCUAUUAAGUCUGCUGCAGUUGGAACUGAUAAAGAUAUACAUAUUACCUUGUCUAAAUCCACAAAAGAAAACAAAUAUGUGUACACUGACCAAGUAGAGACAAGGUCCAUUGCAACAGAGGUGUCUGAAGUAAAUCUUGGAAUUUACACAGAACGAGAAGCAGAGCUUGAUGCCCAACAACUAAUAAUUGGUGCCUUGAAGGAGAGAAUUUGUCACUUAGAAACAGAGUUAAAAGAAUCAGCUCUCCAGACAGAGAUGAGUCGUCUGAAACUGGAGCUUCAGGCUGCAGGAGCAAGGAACCGAGCUGAUAAAGCCUCAUUUGCGAGGCCUACCACUGUGAGCACAGGCAUCGAUGUGAGGCCUCACACCACAAGCCAGGGGGUGGGUAAUCACACCGAGCUCCGAGAUGCCAGCACAGGGGAGGUGACAGAGGUAAAGACUGUGGGAGUAUCUUGUUGUGGACCUGAGCUGAAGAAUGUUUGCACAGGACCAGAUGUACCCAUGAGUCACUGGGAGGUCAGGGAGCGAGUGGAAACCAUGGAAAAGGGCGUGGGGAUCCAAGUUUCUACCAACACACAAGGAGUUGGGGUGGAGAUAAAGUUAUGUGAUGCAGAAACCAACACAGAGGUACUGGUGGAGAGUCUGGAGUCUAAGAAAGGACAGAUGAAGUAUAAAUCAGUGGGUUGUGGGGACUGUUCUGUUGAUGUGAUCAUCUGUGAAGCAAAGGAAGUGGUCUCACAAGGUAUUGCCACAGAUCAAGUCAGAGGAGUGGAUCUGGGAGUCAUGGCAUCACCGCAGACAGCUUCUCAGCGUACCAACACUGUAAACAGUUCAGUAUCUCGCUUUACCAAUACCAGACAUGCCUUCAACACAGACUCAAGCACUAACACUAUUUUAAGUACCCAAGACAAGCACACAAACACAAUUCAGACUGUUACUAGGACAGUGUCUGUUGGCAACAGGGUCAAAGACAUCAAAUGCACCCCAGAGACCUGCACGAUUGGUGUAGGAACUGCAGAUCUGUCAGGAAGUGCCUUAAAACAAACACCAGUGACAGUCCCUAAGGUUACACGAGAUGCUGGUGUUGGAUUCACAAACAUAAAUGAGAAUUUUCUGGUUGGACUAAAAACCCGAAAUAUGGCCUCGGGACCCUCCCAUCUACCUGACCCCAUCAAGACGAGGAGCAUCGGGGUAGGGGAGGGGAGGAUACGGGAUUUGUCAGUUUCAUCCAGUAAACCUGGCCAGAUGAUCCAGCAAUCUGUGCAGUCCCAGUGGGACCCCGGGCUGAACCAUUACAUAGAGAAGAUGCACUGGCUCCUCAGGGAGCAUGGGGACCUGCUCACAGAGGACAAUACUCAAGGGAAGGAAGGGUUUGUCCACCAGCACAACAGCCAAGGAAGUGCCAGCUCCAAGCUGUCCUGCAAUAACAAAUUUGCAGCACAAGGAGGAACAGAAGUCCAUCCUUUCGAUUCUCAGUCCCCAGUAAGCAGAGAAUUUCAGUCCCCAUCUCAACCAUUAGUCGACUCUUCUGAGUGUGACAAAUCAAUCCCAGAAAUCUGCCACCAGGGCGGCCAUGAUUCAGAGGUGAAAAGAAUGAUACAGAUGUUGGAGCAACAGGCAUCCUCAGCUCUACAAGACAGGUCAACUAAAGCCGGCGUGCUUCGGUCUGUAAUGAAGAAACAAAAUGGUGACCAAGGUUGUAGCAGCAACAGGAAGAGCAUGAAGUUUAUGAGGGUGACCACGGGAUUAGACCCCAUGUCAUCUUACGAGCUCUCUGCCAAUGAGAAGGCCAAUUCUGAGGAAGUGGAAAAGAGAGGUAACAAAAAAUCAAGGGAUGCCUCUCAAGAUGGAUUGCAAGGAAGAAAGGGCAAAGGUUGUUCCAACAAGGGAUCAAAAGGAGCUGCAAAACCACAUACACAGAGGUAUAAGUUAAGUGAAAAGAUGUUUUCUGCUUGUCAAGCCUUAAAGAUGCACCUGAGUGAUGACACAGCUUUAUCCAGCAGGGAAUUGCAUGACUGUCUACAAACACUCCAGCAAGAGUGGUUUUCUGUGUCCAGCCAUAAGUCAGCCACUGCAGACACUAUGAGGGACUACUUGUCUACAGUUAGGGUCAUUUCACCGUUGGUAUUGCAGCAUGUAGUGAAUAUGGCUGACGGCAAUGGAAACACAGCUCUGCACUACAGCGUGUCCCACUCUAACUUUGGCAUUGUCAAGAAAUUGCUUGAUGCAGAGGUGUGCAACGUCAAUCAACAGAACAAAGCAGGUUAUACACCCAUCAUGCUGGCUGCACUCGCCGCUGUGGAGAGUCCAGAGGACAUGAGGGUCGUGGAGCAGCUCUUUACAAAAGGAGAUGUCAAUGCCAAGGCCAGCCAGGCGGGUCAGACGGCUCUGAUGUUGGCUGUUAGCCACGGCAGGAUGGACAUGGUGCAGGCACUCCUGGCACAGGGGGCCGAGGUCAAUCUCCAGGAUGAUGAGGGCUCCACAGCGCUGAUGUGUGCGAGCGAGCACGGCCAUGCCGACAUUGUGAGACUACUGCUGGCACAGCCAGACUGUGAUGCCACCCUGACUGAUAGUGAUGAAAGCACAGCCCUGUCCAUUGCACUGGAGGCAGGACACAAUGACAUUGCAGUGCUCCUUUAUGCACAUGCCACCUUCUCCAAAGGACAGACAGGAGCAGCUGCUCGUCACAGCGGCAAGUCUCUCUCUUCUCCUGGUGGCAGAAAUAUCCCUGAAUGAGGUGAUGCCCCAAAGCCUGAAAAGUCACUUCUUGAAUCUUAAUUAUGAGAUGAUUCAGUAUUGAUUGACUGAUUCAAUAACGAAAGAGAUAAUUUCAAUAGAGUGAGUUUUAAACUUAAAGUUUGAUACCAAGUUAGUCAAACUGAUUCUUCUCCAUUUCACAUAAUGCUUGUUACUCACCACUGAUCUGUAUUACAGUGUAGUAUUUGCACAGCACAACAUUGCAUAGUGAGUAUUACUGUAUAUUGUAACUCAGCAGGUGACAUAUGCAUGGUAAAGUACAUUUCUAUUUUAUGUUCAUAAGGGUUAAUUGUUAUUAACAUAUACAAUAUACACCCAACGUCUAUAAUAUACCAUCACCAUGUUUUUUGUAAAUAUUUAUAACUUUAAAAAAAGAUAAGACAGUAUAGUAUACAGUAGCAUCUAACCCGUAAAGAUGUAUGAGUAAAUAUGUAAAUUAAUUUAAAAAUUAGAUAAUAAA